GAUGGCGUCUUCGGAGCAGGCAGAGCAGCCGAACCAGCCGAGCUCUACUCCAGGAAGUGAAAAUGUGGUGCCUCGGGAGCCGUUGAUGUGAAAUGAACUCCUACGUAGUUCCUGGGAAAGAAAGAUGCCAAACCACUUAUGGGCUGAUAAAAACCCUGUGCAUUACAGUCUCAAGCGGAGCGCUCACUUUCUGUUUCCAGCAGCUUCCAAUUGCCACAGCAGUGAAGUUUCUACAGAAUUCUCGGGUCCGCCAGAGCCCGCUUGCAACCAGGAGAGCAUUCCUGAAGAAGAAAGGGCUGACCGAUGAAGAGAUCGACCUGGCUUUUCAGCAGUCGGGCACUGCUGCCGAGGAGCCCGCGUCCUUGGGCCCAGCCACGCAGGUGGUUCCUCUGCAGCACCCCCACCUCAUUUCGCAGCCAUACAACCCUGCAGGUUCCCGGUGGCGAGACUAUGGUGCCUUGGCUGUCAUCAUGGCCGGAAUCGCGUUCGGCUUUCACCAGCUCUACAAGAAGUACCUGCUGCCCCUCAUCCUGGGUGGCCACGAGGACAGGAAGCAGCUGGAGAGGAUGGCAGCGAGUCUCUCCGAGCUGAGUGGCAGCGUGGCCCAGACAGUGACCCAGGUGCAGACGACGCUGGCCUCCGUCCAGGAGCUGCUGAGGCAGCAGCAGCAGAAAGUCCAGGAGCUGGCCCAGGAGCUGGCUGCGGCCAAGGCGAGGCCCAGGAAGCAGUGGUCCCGGGGCUCUGUGACAUCCUCUGAGGGUUUCACUCAAGCUGCUGUCCCAGCGAAAGCCACCCCUGUUGCACAGGCCACCACGUCUACCAACUGGAUCCUGGAGUCCCAGAAUAUCAGUGAACUCAAGGCAGAGAUUAACUCCUUGAAAGGGUUGCUUUUGAAUCGGAGGCAGUUCCCGCCGUCCCCUUCGCCGUCGGCCCCGAAGAUCCCCUCCUGGCAGAUCCCGGUCAAAUCGCCGUCACCCUCCAGCCCCGCGGCCGCCAACCAUCACAGCAGCAGUGACAUCUCCCCAGUGAGCAACGAGUCCACGUCGCCAUCACCUGGGAAGGAGAGCCAUAGCCCCGAGGGCGCCACGGCCGCCUACCACCUGCUGGGCCCGCAGGAGCAGGCCGAGGGCGAGGUGGACGUGAAGGGCCAGGUGCGCAUGGAGGUGCAGGGCGAGGAGGAGAAGAGGGAGGACGAGGAGGACGAGGACGCGGGCCAGGCGGACGAGGAGGACGUGCUGGGGGUGCAGAGGGAGGACCGCCGGGGUGGGGACGGGCAGAUCAACGAGCAGGUGGAGAAGCUUCGGCGGCCUGAGGGUGCCAGCAAUGAGAGCGGGCGGGCCUAGGGCCCCUCGCCGGGGUGUCGUCCAGCGCUGCCCUCUGCUCGGCCCAGGAGGGCGGCCGGCGUGGGUGGGUGGCGCUGUCUCCCCGUACAUGGGGGGGGGGGUGGUCCAGCAGCCUUGUCACCCCAGCCUGCGGCCCUGGGUCUGGUCCCCAAGGCGGGCGGCACCGGACCUGGGGCUCCAGGCCCGCCACCUCCUGGAGACGUCCUGCCCAAGCGUGUCUGUCAGGUGUCUCGGCUAGCGUGGCACCGUGCAUGGCAAGAGCUCCUGUUGUCCCCGUCUCCUCCUUCUCCCCGGUGGGGCGGAGCUGCAGUCCCCUUGCCCUCUGCUGUCCCCCUCCGUCCCCUGGGCCUGGCCUCCUCCUCUGCCACGUUUCAGAAGCCAGAGCCCUGGACCUGCUGUCGGCCCCCCACACCAGGACCCCGGCCCGUCCCACGUGCCCUCCCACCUUCAGACUCCUUGCCCGGCUCUGCGCAGCCCCUCUCCUACGGCGGAGGGCAGCAGGGCCUCCCCGAAACACGUGUCCCUCCGUGUGACCGUGUAGAUUCCGGAACAUGAGAGACGACUGUACAUAACUGUAAUAAAGACGAGUUGCCACUACUUAA
Molecule: messenger RNA, 1945 nt
Organism: Heterocephalus glaber (naked mole-rat)
Lineage: Eukaryota; Metazoa; Chordata; Mammalia; Rodentia; Bathyergidae
Source: RefSeq, a predicted model, not a curated record